This is a messenger RNA of Knipowitschia caucasica, 2613 nucleotides long. The record is from the annotation of a GenBank genome assembly. Lineage: Eukaryota; Metazoa; Chordata; Actinopteri; Gobiiformes; Gobiidae.
AUGUACUGGACGACCACUGAGAUCCAAGUCCUUCUGGAAGUCACACUCCAGUACAAAGAGGAGAAGUCCAGACAGAACAUCGACUGGAGAAGCCACACCAGCACCUACCAUGACAUAUGGAAGGCCUUUCUCCAAGUCUACCCAGUCAAGAGGGCUGAGGAGGGGGUGCUGCACUUCCCACAUGACGUGGAGAGGAUCAACAAAGCAAAAGUCAUCUUCAAACUUGUGUGGAGCAAGCUCCAGUGGAGGAACAGGAGGGAGGAAGAGGAGGAAGACGACAAAGAGGAGGAAGACGAUGAAGAGGACGGGGACAGUGAAGACACCUGCAGUGCCUGGGAGUCUGAAAGCAAAGACUGGAGCUCCACAGAGUCAGAGGACAAGAUGGAGAUGUUCAAACCACCGUGCAAUAGGAGACUGUUUGAAGAUGACGCAUAUGCUCAGACAUCCACCACAGAAGCACCAAUCACAGCUGAGAAGAUGACUGCCAUGUACUGGACCAACUCUGAGAGAAAAGUCCUUCUGGAAGUCAUGCUCCAGUACAAAGAGGAGAAGUCCGGGCAGAACAUCGACUGGAGAAGCCACACCAGCACCUACCACGACAUAUGGAAGGCCUUUCUCCAAGUCUACCCAGUCAAGAGGGCUGAGGCGGGGGUGAGGCACUUUCCUCAUGAUGUGGAGAAGAUCAACAAGGCAAUGAUUAUCUUCAAACUUACGGAGAUGCAGAGAAGAUUCCACAAAUACGACUGUUGUUAUCGAUUUUGGUACAUUGCUGGGAGAAUCUGGAGUGAGGACGAGGUGGAGGAUGAGCUCUGGGGAGAGUCUGAGAGCAGUGACUGGAGCUCCACAGAGUCAGAGGACUGUAAGGACACCAAGGCCCUCUCCUCACUGCAGACAUCCACCACAGAAGCACCGAUCACAGCUGAGAAGAUGAAUCUCAUGUACUGGACCAACUCUGAGAGAAAAGUACUUUUGGAAGUCACGCUCCAGUACAAAGAGGAGAAGUCCAGACAGAACAUCGAGUGGAGAAGCCACACCAGCACCUACCACGACAUAUGGAAGGCCUUUCUCCAAGUCUACCCAGUCAAGAGGGCUGAGGAGGGGGUGCUGCACUUUCCUCAUGAUGUGGAGAAGAUCAACAAGGCAAUGAUUAUCUUCAAACUUACGGACAUGCGGAGAAGAUUCCACAAAUCCAACUUUUUUUAUCGAUUGUGGUUCAUCUCUGAGAAGAUCUGGAGCGAGAAGAAGCUCUGUGAAGAAUCUGAAGACAGCGAUGUUGUGGUGGAAAAGGAUAAAGAUGAUGAAGUGGAGGAGAACAUUAAAGACACCAAGGCUGCUUUGGAGUCUGAGAGCAGUGACUGGAGCUACACAGAGUCAGAGGACUGUAAAGACACCAAGGCCCUCUCCUCACUGCAGACAUCCACCACAGAAGCACCAUUCACAGCUGAGAAGAUGACUGCCAAGUAUUGGACCAACUCUGAGAUCGAAGCCCUUCUGAUGGUCACGGCCCAGUACAAGAAUGAGAAGUCCAGGCAGAACAUCGACUGGAGAAGCCACACCAGCACCUACCAUGACAUAUGGAAGGCCUUUCUCCAAGUCUACCCAGUCGAGAGGGCUGAGAAGGGGGUGAUGCACUUUCCUCAUGAUGUGGAGAAGAUCAACAAGGCAAUGAUUAUCUUCAAACUUACGGACAUGCGGAGAAGAUUCCAAAAAUCCGACGAAAUCCUGAAAAAAUCCGAUCGAUUCGGGUACAUCUCUGAUUUCAUCUGGGGCGCGGACUGGGGCGAGGACGAGGACUGGGACGAGGAGGAGGAUGAGCUCUGGGGAGAAUAUGGAGAAGACAGCGAAGUAGUGGUGGAAGAGGAGGAAGAUGAAGUGGAGGAGGACAGUAAAGACACCAAGGCUGCUUUGGAGUCCGAGAGCAGUGACUGGAUCUUCACAGAGUCAGAGGACCAGGCGGAGACGUUAAAACCACCAAGCACAAGGAGACCGUUUGAAGAUGACUUAUAUUAUGCUCAGUACAAAGUGGAGAAGUCCAGUCAGAACAUCGACUGGAGAAGCCACACAAGCACCUACCAUGACAUAUGGAAGGCCUUUCUCCAAGUCUACCCAGUCAAGAGGGCUGAGGAGGGGGUGAUGCACUUCCCACAUGACGUGGACAUGAUUAACAAAGCAAAAGUCAUAUUCAGACUUAUGGACAUGGGGGGGAGUUCCCACAGGCAGUUGGACAAUUUUUACUCUCGAUUGUGGGUCAUCUGUGAGAAGAUCUGGGAUGAGAAGGAGCCCUCUGAAGAAAAUGGAGAGGACCAAGAUGUAGUUGUGGUAGAGGAUGAGCUCCACAGAGUCAGACAACGAGACAGAGACGCUCACACCACCGUGCAAGAGGAGACCCUUCGCACUGUGCAGAGCAGAGAGCCGCAGAGUAAUAAGCCAAGAAGAGAAGAGACACUCCCCGUUAUGGCUCUGCCCCCUGGAUCCACGCAGUGCCCUCCGGUCGCAGCCUCUCCUCACAGCCGCAAGAGGCGCAGCGAACGCGGGUCCAUGGCUCUGCAGAGGCGAGCACGGAAAAGAGCGCUCUGUCGCCCUCUAGUGGUGAAAGUGGGGUAUUGUCUGUAA